Molecule: messenger RNA, 3615 nt
Organism: Myotis daubentonii (Daubenton's bat)
Lineage: Eukaryota; Metazoa; Chordata; Mammalia; Chiroptera; Vespertilionidae
Gene: CEP104
Product: centrosomal protein 104
Cellular component (GO): cilium
Source: RefSeq, a predicted model, not a curated record
AGUGCGGCGCCGCGGACUGGGUCGCGCAGGCGCGGAGGCCGGCCGGGCCGGGCCCGGUCUGGUUGUCAUGAGAGCGGCGGCCCCGGCGCUGGUCGCCGCCUCUGCGACUCGGGGCGGUGGAGGCGGCGCUACCUGAGCCCCGCCGAAGGCGCGGAGGUCGUGUGGACGCCGAGGUCCGGCGGCCCUCCGUCCUGACAGGUGGGCGCUCGUUCCUGGCGGUUCGCGCUGGAUGCCGCAUCCCGGUGUCCCGACCUGUCUGUGCGGGGCGCCCGGCGACGGUGACUCGCUGCCCGCGCAGCCCCAGCGCACAGGAUGCCCCACAAGAUCGGAUUCGUCGUCGUCAGCUCAUCUGGGCACGAGGACGGCUUCAGCGCCCGGGAACUAAUGAUCCACGCUCCCACCGUCCGCGGGUGGAGGUCGCCAAGGUGUUGCCAGUUCCCACAAGAGAUCGUGGUGCAGAUGGUGGAGCGAUGCCGCAUCCGGAAGCUGCAGCUGCUGGCCCACCAGUACAUGAUCCCCAGCAAGGUGGAGUUCUACGUCAGCCACUGCCUGCCCGAGUGCUUGCCCCCGUUCCAGGCGGAGCGCUUCCGCAGACUCGGCUACGUCUCCCUCUGCGACAACGAGAAGACGGGCUGCAGAGCGCGGGAGCUGAAGUCGGUCUAUGUGGACACCGAGGGGCAGUUUCUGAAACUCGUUUUUCACCAAAAUCACGCCAACAAGUACAAUGUCUACAAUCAGGUCGCCCUGGUUGCCAUGAACGUCAUCGGGGACCCCGUGGGCUGCAGCGAUGAGAGCAACAUUGCCUCGAGCGAGAAGCUGACUGACCACUACCUGGGGCAGCGCCCGGAGGACCCAGCCCUGGAAGGAACCUGCUCUGGGAAGUCUGACCACAUCUCCCCACUGGACGACUUAGCCUUCGAUAUGUACCAGGACCCGGAAGUCGCGCAGAUUAUCCGCAAGUUAGACGAGAGGAAGCGCGAAGCCGUGCAGCAGGAGCGCUACGACUACGCCAAGAAGCUGAAGCAGGCGAUCGCGGACUUGCAGAAGGUCGGGGAGCGGCUGGGGCGCUACGAGGUGGAGAAGCGCUGCGCCGUGGAGAAGGAGGACUACGACCUGGCCAAGCACAAGAAGCGGCAGAUGGACCAGUACCGUGCCCAGGUGUACGCGCAGCUGGAGCUGCACAGCCUGGUGGACAUGGAGCCGGUGCCGAGGCCGUUGGAUUUACCGCUCCAGCCCCUCGUUCACUCCAGCAGUUCUUGCCACCUGCCGCCAGCACUGCCACCACCUCAGGACGACAGUGUGACGGAAAACCAGCGUGCAGAGCCCGUCCCUCUGGAGCAGCCCUCGUCCCACUCCCUGGACGUUUCUCUUCAGCGCUCUCCCUCGGACCAGCCGCUGUCCCCCUCGCACCCUUCCCACAAGGCCCACCCCGAGGACCUGCCCUAUGACGAGCGCCCCCUGCCCGCUGUCCACAAGCAGCCCGGCGCGGCCGUGGAGCCGGAGAAGCGGGACCUGGACGCCAGCGAGGCUCCCCGAGCGGGUGCUGUGGGCGAGCCCGAGCCCCUAACAGAGAAGGCCCUGCGGGAAGCCAGCUCUGCCAUCGAAGUGCUGGGGGAAGCCCUGGUGGCUCAGGCCUAUUCCAAGACAUGGUCGUUCCGGGAAGACGCACUGCUCACCCUGUACCAGCAGCUGGUGGACACGCCGGUCGGAACCCCGAAGGAGGACCUGAAGGGCUUGCUGCGCGCGGCCGUCUUUCUCAUCCGCAGGUCCAUCCGGGACAUCGUGACCCCGGUCUUCCAGGCUUCGCUGAAGGUGCUGAAGGUGCUCCUCACCCAGUACAUCCCCAAGCACAAGCUGAGCAAGCUCGAGGCGACCCACUGUGUGGAGAGGACCGUCCCCGUGCUGCUCGCCAGGACCGGAGACUCCUCUGCUCGCCUGCGGGCCAUGGCCUCCAACUUCAUCCAGGAGAUGGCCCUGUGUAAGGAAGUGAAGUCCCUACAGAUGGUCCCGUCCUACUUGGUGCAGCCCCUGAAGGCCAACGCGUCGGCGCACCUGGCCCUGAGCCAGGUGGCCCUCCUGUCCCGGCUGCUGAGAGACCUGGGCACUGACAGCACGGGCUUCACCGUGGAGAACGUGAUGACGUUCGCAGUGCGCGCCCUGCAGCACCGGGUGUUGCAGGUACGGGAGAUGGCGGUCUGCGUGAUCCUGGACCUGUACCGGCAGCGCCGCUCCGCCGUGCUCGAGUACCUGCCCCCCGACGACAGCACCUCGCGCAAGAACAUCCUCUUCAAGACCAUCUUCGAGGGGUUUGCCGAAAUCGACGGCAGGCCCACGGAUGCCGAGAUCAGGGCACAGAAAAGAGCAGCCACAGAAGAAGCAGAGAAACAGAAGAAAGAAGAAAUUAAAGCUCUACAGGGGCAGCUGGCAGCCCUGAAGGAAAUGCAGGCCGGGGCCCAGGUGGGCGGGUGCUGGCGACGGGAAAAAGGAAGCGAGGCUGCCAAGGCGAAGAGUCCAGACCCUGACAGACAGAGCGCGGCCCCUCGCAGUCCCCCCGAAGCCGCCGAGAAUCCGGGCCUGGACAACCUGUGCAUCUUCUGCGGGGAGCGGAGCGCGGCCUUCACGGAGGAGGGCCUGGACCUGCACUACUGGAAGCACUGCCUCAUGCUGACCCGCUGCGGCUACUGUAGACAGGUGGUGGAGAUCGCCAGCCUGACGGACCACCUGCUGACGGAGUGCGACAAGAGGGACGGGUUCGGGAGGUGCUGCCGCUGCAGCGAGGCUGUCCCCAAGGAGGAGCUGCCCAGGCACGUCGCAUCCAAGGACUGCCACCCUGCCAAACCAGAGAAGCUGGCCAACCGGUGCCCUCUGUGCCACGAGAACUUCGCCCCUGGAGAGGAGCCUCUCGUUUCAGGCGUGGAAAGUCCACCUGAUGGGCCCCGUGGGCUGCACGAUGAACCUGCGCAGGACGUGCCUGCUGCUCAAGGCUCCAGCUCCACUGCAGGGCAAAGGCCCAGACACGGCCAAGCCAGGGACCUCGGGGCUGAAGGCUGGAAGCAAGAUCCCCACCCCAAAGGGGGGCCUGAGCAGGUGCUCUGGCAGGACCUACAGGAAGCGAUGACCCGACGGGACCAAGCCCCUUGGUGUGAGCGGACCGAGCCAGUUCCUGAUCGUGCACACGUCUCCUAACAGCCAUCUGCGGCCGGCGGCCAUGCUCCGCCCGCUGUCCUCACGCAUGUGUGGGGUUGGCCGAGGCGGCGGCCCCGACGACCGGCACUCCCUCCCGUGUCCAGCUGGCAGGUCUGACUUUCUCAGGCCGGGAGCCAUACACGUAGCCGUGCUAUUGGAAGAGACCCCGAAACCAGUGCCGAGGAAGCGCCUGGAAGCAGGUGCCGGGUCGGGCCAGCGUGUCGAGGGCGUCCCGCAGGCACAGAACCCUCUUCCUUCGCAGUAACCUCGCUUGUGGUCUGUCUCGGCCACAGAGCUGUGGUCACUGCAGGUCACAGGAGAGCGGGGUGGCUCGAGCUCCCCCGUGCCUUCUCCCGCGCCUUCGCCAUAGGCAGCAGCUGCAGAGCCUGUGUUUUCCUCUGUGACAGAAUAAAGGUUAAUUAAAGGCAA